AUGCUCCGUUGUAACGCGUCUAAUAUUAGCCUCAAUCAGUGCCAAUAAAGGAGAAAAUAGCGCGACACACGCGCUAUUAUUUAUCCUACGUAACGUACACGUGACACGCGUCUCUUCGUCAAUAUAUAUAAAGGUAUCUUGAUCUUGAACGGGAUUAAUUCGAGGCGGGCAUCUUCUCCAGAGAAACGAGAAGCUUCGCGCCCCUUCCCUAAGUUGUUCUAUUUCUCGAUCGUAUCUCGGCGUGGAUUAGCUGUAUCGCGUAAAAAAAAAAAAAAAAAGAUCGUAAAAAAACUUAAACGAAAUAUUUAUCGUUCCAUUGUACGCGAAUGUGAGAUUACAAAUAUAAGAGGGAAAAGAGAGACGUUCCCAUUCUACGGGCUGAUCGUGCGCCGAGAGAAUCGAAGUUCCCAUCCGUAUCGUAGCUCAAGAAAAAUAUUUACUACUACAAGAAAGAUACUCGAGGAUCAAAUAUAGAGAGGAAUUAAAAGAGAUAGAAUGCGUAAUCUAAACACGCAGAAAAUACUCAAAGACGAGGAAUGUUUCGAGAUAAUCCGCAAGAAGCUUCACAAAGAUUCGAUGGAGGAUUUCUCGUUGAUCACUUACGAGGUGGUGCCCAUAGACGAGGUGAACGGUUUCAUGGGCCAAUAUUUCACCUUGAAAGCAACCGUCGCUUCCCCUCAAUCGCCAUUGGAGACGAGGAACAUCAACUUCUUCACGAAAUUGCCACCACCGAUGACCAGUCCCUUAUACGAUUUUAUUCAAAAUUACGGCGCAUUCAAGAAGGAGGUUGCCCUUUACACCACGGUCUUCCCGGAGGUAUUGGACGAUCCGGACAAGAGAUACAUUCCAGAGUGUUUCCUUGGCCUGGAGGAUGACGUGAUCGUACUGGAAGAUAUGGCCCAUUGCGGUUACGAGAUGACCGACAAAUUCAAACCGUUCGAUUUCGAGCACUGCAAGAUUCUGAUGAAAACAUUGGCAAGAUUUCACGCGAAAUCGUUGAUCUUCGAGGAAUUGUAUCAGAAAAGUCUGCACGACAAAUACUCUCAUUGUAUGCAAGAAACGUUGUGGCCUUUGAAGGAUGGCCGCGCCAAGGCUACGUUCGACGCCGCCGUGAAAGGUAUCGUUUCAUUGAUAGAUUUGAUACCAGAGUUGGACGAGGAGCAACGAAAAACGUUCAGCAAAAAGGUUAAUGACUUGUGUGCCGAUCAUACCAACAAAUUGUUGCCGUCUAUGAAGCACAAAAACGUAUUAUGCCAUGGCGACCUAUGGGCAAAUAACAUUUUGUUCAAGUACGAUAGUGAUGAGAAACCUGUGGAAUGUUGCCUUAUCGAUUUUCAACUUGCCAGAUACAAUCCACCAGCUCACGACAUACUUUGUUUCCUCCAAUUCACAACGACGCGGCAACUGCGCGAGAAACACGGCAAAGAAUUGUUCAAGAUUUAUCAUGAAUCAAUGACCGAGGCUCUGGAGGAAGCUGGUUUGGACAUUUCUACCGUUUUCCCCUGGGACGAGUUCUUAGAAUCCAUCGAGGAUUUACGUGUGAUGUGCAUUAUUCACGGUGUGUUGAACAUACCGAUCAUGUUGUUGGAGUCUGCAGCUGUUAACAAAUAUUUCUUAAACGAGCCAGAACUUCUGGAAAACAUUCUUUAUGUGGACAGAACACCUUUGCUUUGCGAACAAAUGAAACAUGUACCCCAAUACCGUGACAGAAUAAUGGAUGCCCUGCUAGAAUUAUACGAUCAUGUUGCUGGUUAAAGAGAUCGAUCGAAUCGAAUCGAUACAAAUGGAAAUUAGAAAAUCUUUUAUCACUGUAGAAUAUCAGAGAUCACGCAUCAAUAUAAGUCGCUAACUUGGAAAGUAAGCGGCGAGAAUAGAGAGAAGUACAUAAAACAUCGAGGAAAUAACACGAUUGAUAUAAAUAAUACAAUGUGUUGACAAAUCACAUUCCAUUCGAAGAAAAAUAUUGUUGACACUAAUUGUUUAUUUAUUUUCAGUGUUUAAAGCAGUAGAAAUAUGAUCACGAUGAUUUUCUGACUUUUUAUAGUUUUUAUCUCGACGUUAGAUUAAUUUUUUUAUAUCUUUUCAUUAUUUUAUUCAUAAUCAAGCGAAGAAACAUUAGACGAAUGAUUGUUUUUUAUUUUUAGAAAAAAAAAUUAGAAAUUAUUUAUUUUGUUUUUGUUGUGACUAACAUUUAUUGAAAUUGUUUCAUAUUUCGAUAUUUUGUAUAUGUGUUUAAUCAUUAAUAUUCAUUGUGAAAAAAUUAUUUUACAAUUAUACGGAUGAUACAUUUGAAAAUUGUAAUUAUUUUUUUCAUCAUAAUUAAUAUAUCAUUAGAUUCAAUGAAUAAGUUAUCGACUGAAUCAACACUUGAUAUUGAUUGAAUUAAAUUGUACAAAUGGAACGUGCUUGAUGGUGGGAUUUAAUUCAAAGGCGUUGCUAUUAUUAUUAUAAUAAUAGUUAAUGUGAAAAAUUAUUUCAUUGUUAUUAAAAUAAACAAAA
This is a messenger RNA of Apis mellifera (honey bee), 2499 nucleotides long. RefSeq lists its product as uncharacterized. NCBI's taxonomy places the organism in Eukaryota, Metazoa, Arthropoda, Insecta, Hymenoptera, Apidae. The coding region runs from base 496 to 1755 and encodes 419 amino acids. The record is from RefSeq and is a predicted model, not a curated record. The transcript is spliced from 2 exons.